Molecule: messenger RNA, 2331 nt
Organism: Nematostella vectensis (starlet sea anemone)
Lineage: Eukaryota; Metazoa; Cnidaria; Anthozoa; Actiniaria; Edwardsiidae
Product: solute carrier family 35 member F1
Exons: 7
Coding region: 156-1265 (369 amino acids)
Biological process (GO): transmembrane transport
Cellular component (GO): membrane
Molecular function (GO): transmembrane transporter activity
Source: RefSeq, a predicted model, not a curated record
UUUUUGGCAGUCCAAUCUUUAGGUAUUUUGUCGCUCAACUGAAUGGGAGAGUGACAAAAGAGAUGAGGAUAGUGAAAAAAGUGAAACAGAAUAAAUAUAACACAGGAAGCCCGUUUCAUAGCCACAGGUAUCCCAGACAAUAAACUUUAUCCAAGAUGGCGGACGAGAAUGAAGCAAUCGACGUUGAAAAGCGAUCUGUGAUUUUGGACCGUUGUAGUCGAUUUUUAAACAGGCGUACUUUGCUCAUAAUUUGCUUCGGCCAGCUGAUGUCAUUAUGUCUGUGCGGCACCUCCGUCUUCAGUCAACUCCUUGCAUCGACAAAUGGCAUAGAAACCCCUACCUCACAGAGCUUCCUAAACUACAUUCUCCUUAUGUUUGCCUUCACUUCACAGCUUGUCUACGACUGGAGGCACUUUGUUUGUGUGUUAAAGGAGAGAGGCUGGAAGUACUUUUUACUUGCGCUGACUGAUGUGGAAGCAAAUUUUCUAGUUGUGAAAGCUUACCAGUAUACAAACCUCACUAGUAUUCAGGUCCUGGACUGCUUUGCUCUUGUCACUGUUCUCGCGUUAUCCUUUAUAUUCCUCAAAGUGAGAUACAAGUGGAUUCAUUAUGGAGGCAUUGGAGUCUGUCUUGUCGGCAUUGCAUGUAUGGUGACAGCUGAUUACUUUGGUUCCAGGAAUUACGGGCCAGGAACAAACCAGGUUAUAGGUGACAUACUUGUGCUCUCUGGCAGUGUGUUAUACGGUGUGUCUAACGUUGCACAAGAAUUUGUUGUCAAGAAAUUCAGCAAGAUAGAAUUUCUUGGUAUGCUUGGACUGUUUGGCAGUGUGAUAUCAGGCAUACAAGUUGCUAUUUUGGAGAGGCACGCCCUGGAAGGUGUAACCUGGAGUUAUGAUGUUGUGUUGUAUUUCCUCGGUUUUGCGGUUGUCCUGUUUUUAUUCUAUGCCCUCAUUCCUAACCUCAUGAAGAUGAGCAGUGCGGCGAUGGUCAACUUAUCCAUCCUCACCGCCGACUUCUACACGCUGCUCUUUGGCCUCUUUCUCUUCAAGGAUAAGUUCUCAGCGUUGUACUUUGUGGCGUUCGUGUUAACGUUCUCGGGUGUCGUGAUCUACAACACCAAGCCUGAGCCGAGAAUACCGCGGGCUCAACCAGAGGAUCAGUACGCGGGGAUCACUCAGGGCUCACCUGACCUGCAGUUGCACUCGUGCUGUCAGCGCGCGGAGACUCACGGGAACGAUGAGGAAAAGCCAAUCAUCGGAACAUAGCAACAUAGCAACAUUCAUUAGGUCGAAUCUGUAAUUUAGGUGUAGAUCUAGCCUCCUCUGCAGACGUCUCGAGUGUUUUGGGCCUAGAAAAAGGGCUUUUUUUCGGGCUUCCUGUGGCACGAACAAGCAAGAGCGCGGGCCUCCCCCUCCUCUCUUCCGACUUUCGGUUCCGGAUAAACUAGCCCUCAGUCUACUCGCUUGUAUGGAUAAUACCACAGGAAGCCCAAUUCACAAAAAUACUGAAAAAGUCCAGAAAAACUUAGUACGCAGCUGCUUUGUCUCCUAUUAUCUGUGUUCUACAAAGGAGUUCUUUUGUCUCUAUUCUUCUCGUUCUUUGUGUCGAGGUGCGGAUAUUGUUCAUUUGCCUAAUCAAAUUGCAGCUUGUAAGAGCUGCGUACUGACCCGAAAAACUUGAGAUGCCUGCGGAGAACGGUAGAACAUCCGAAUAUUGAGAUAUAGUCACACACGAGAAAUGAAUUGUAUGCUCCACAGCGCGCGGAGAGUUUCGGGAGCGAGGUGGUCAAUCAUCAAACGUAGCACAUACGGGCUAUUAGGCACAUCCGGGCAUUGGGCUCUGCCUAUGUACGUAUUUAAGAGCCAUCCGAGACAAAGUGGGGAAUCCUAGAAUAUUUAUCUUAUACAUACGGGGCAUUGGCGACAUUCUAUUGGUGCGCGAAGACGCAUGGGAGUGAGGAAGGGUCAAAUUUCAUGGACCACAUGACAAAGUAAGACAAUCAUCACUUAGUCUUAAAAUAGGCUUCAAGGCUUCUCUAAAUCGCCCACGGUGGCUUCCUAUAGUUUGACACACCUUUCCAAUAUAAUCCAGCAGACUUUUAUCAUGCUUUAUAAUCAGUAAAGCAUUAGUAAUUAGUAAUUAAUUUAUUGGUCUCAGCUAAAAUUUGCUGAAACACUCCCAGACUAUUUGUAGAACUAUAUACUUACUUUUGUCAAAAAUUACGAUUUUUCACAAUGCGAACCGAUAAAACUAAUAUAUACAUGAUGGGUUGAUAAAAAAAUUAGUGUCGUUUCAAUAGGGACACUCCUGGCUACUUUUGAGCUGAAUUUA